This is a messenger RNA of Notothenia coriiceps (black rockcod), 880 nucleotides long. Its product is annotated as probable E3 ubiquitin-protein ligase HERC3. The record is from RefSeq and is a predicted model, not a curated record. NCBI's taxonomy places the organism in Eukaryota, Metazoa, Chordata, Actinopteri, Perciformes, Nototheniidae. Gene Ontology annotation, molecular function: ubiquitin protein ligase activity. Gene Ontology annotation, biological process: protein polyubiquitination. The transcript is spliced from 4 exons. The coding region runs from base 255 to 842 and encodes 195 amino acids.
GCACAUUGAUGUUACAUAACAAGAUGUUUUUAACAAAAGUAUUUAAAAAAGUAAAUCGCUGUGUUUGCAAAAAUGUUGAACACAUUUUUAAGCGUGUUUUAGCAAAUGGUGGAGCACAUUAAACUGUUCCUACAGAGAUUAGAUAUUAGUAAAAGCCUUUUUAUGGGAUUUGUUGACAUAAACAAAUGUCUACACUUCCCUCCUAAAAUGUAAAAACGUACACAACCUUAAUUGAAUAUCAUGUACGUGUGUUCAUGUCCCAGAUCACCAGAGAGAAUUAUGGGAUGACAGAAGUCAAAGAGCUCGUUCCCGGAGGAGAGAGCAUCAGCGUGGACAAAAACAACAGGAAAGAGUUCGUGGAGGCCUACCUGCGCUACGUGUUCUCGGACUCGGUGAGCGACGAGUAUGCGGCCUUCUCUUCAGGCUUCCUGAAGGUGUGCGGCGGGGAGAUCCUGUCGCUGUUCCAGCCCUCUGAGCUGAUGGCCAUGGUGGUCGGCAACAACAACUACAACUGGGAAGAGAUGGAGAAGAAUGCUGUGUACAAAGGGGAAUAUACAGCCACCCAUCCAACUGUCAGAUUGUUCUGGGAAGUUUUCCACGAGUUCCCUCUGGAGCAGAAGAAGCAGUUCUUAUUGUUCCUGACGGGCAGCGACCGUAUCCCCAUCCACGGCAUGGAGAGCAUGCGCAUCGUGAUCCAGUCGACCACAGCGGAGGAGCACUACCUGCCGGUCGCCCACACCUGCUACAACCUGCUGGACAUGCCCCGCUACCAGACCAAAGAGAUCCUGCACCGCCGCCUGACCCGGGCUGUGGAGCAGUACGAGGGCUUCAGUCUGGUCUGAGGAGGGGGAGACCUGCAGCAGCUUUGAUGCACUUUAAA